AUGGCACAGUUAUCAAUUGGUUCCUCGGAGUACAUAGACCCAAUCUCAUCGGUUAUAGAUACAGAUAAUUUCAAUUCUAAAUCAAUUUCAUCAAUUACAUCAAAAUUCCCUUCGUUUUAUUCUAAAAUUACAUCAAAUUGUUCUAUUGCUUUGAAAAUUUAUAAAAAAUUAUUAAAUAUGGAAUAUGAAUUAAAUUCUUGGGAAUUUUUAACUUUGAAAACUUCAAUAAAUAUAAAUUUUAAUCUUGAUCAAAAUUUAAAACAACAAUCAACAAGAAAAUUUGAUAUUAAAAUUGCUAAAGCUGUUAUUGAAAGAUGUGGUAAAAUUGAUGAUGAAAUUUCUAUUCAAGACCGGAACUUAAAUAAUGUUAUUUCAUUUAUAAGUGGGUUAACUAUACAAGAAUAUAUAUCAGAUCCAGGAACAUUAUUAUUAAAAAUUUAUUUUAAAAUUUUAAAUUUAAAAACAAUUAUAAUUGAAAAAAUUAAUAUAUCAUAUACAAAAUCAAAAUUAUUAAUUAUAAGUUUUGAAUUAAAACAAAUUACAGAUAUGAUUAAUGAACAAGAAAAUCCCCUUGUUGGGGUUGAUACUGAUUUCCAAUCAACUUUAGAAGGUUACAAGGAUUUUGUCACUGUAUUAAUUAAUCAAUUAGAUCAAGCUGUCCAAGAUAAAGAUAGUGAACAAAUUCAAGAAUGUUUAAGUAUAUUAAAUGAUGUGGAAAAAAUGUAUGAAACUGUUCGUAUGAAUUUCUUUUACACAGAAGAAUGGAAUCAAUGGGAACAAGAACAAUUAUCAAUAAAACAAGCUGCUGAAGCUGAAGCAGAAGCACAGGCACAAUUAGAAAAAGAAAGAGAAAGACAAUCAAGAUCAAGAUCUCGUUAUUCAAAUUCUCCAUUAGGUUCAUCACCAUUACAAUCUCCAUCACCAUAUUUAUCAAUUGAUGAUGAAAUUUUUGAAGAUGAUUCAAUAUUAAAUUCACCAUCACAACAACAUCAUCAACAACAAUUUCAUAAACAUUUACAUUCACAACAAAAUCAUCAUCAUUCAUUGCAAAGAAGAAGUUCAAUAAGUUCUACAACAUCAUCAAUUGCAACUUUUAAUCGUCAUCCAACAACAAUUAGUGAAGAAUUACCUUAUUUAUUACAAGCAUUUGAUGAAGCUAAACAAUUAGAACAAGAAUUAUCAACUUAUCAAACUCAAUCAUCAAGAAAUAUACCUAAACCACCAACUAAACCAUUUGCAAAUUCAUCAUCAACAAGAUCUUCUUCACCAAAUAGUUCACAACAAUAUUCAUCAUCACCAAAUAAUUCACAUCCGAAUCCAUUAAAUAAUUAUGAUAAAAAAAAAUCAAAUUUACAAACUUAUCAAAUACCAAAUAUUGGGUUUAAUAAUAAUUUACUGAAUAGUAUUUAUGGAUUAAAUCCAAAAUCUUCUUCAUCAACAUCAACAACAAAAUUUAAUUCAAAUUCAAAUUUACAUAAUGAAAUUGAUUGA
Messenger RNA from Hansenula ciferrii, 1491 nucleotides. RefSeq names its product Mdm36p (gene MDM36). The transcript has a single exon. NCBI's taxonomy places the organism in Eukaryota, Fungi, Ascomycota, Saccharomycetes, Phaffomycetales, Wickerhamomycetaceae. The coding region runs from base 1 to 1491 and encodes 496 amino acids. The record is from RefSeq and is a predicted model, not a curated record.